This is a messenger RNA of Perkinsus marinus ATCC 50983, 876 nucleotides long. RefSeq lists its product as hypothetical. The transcript has 4 exons. Bases 1 to 876 code for a protein of 291 amino acids. The record is from RefSeq and is a predicted model, not a curated record. Lineage: Eukaryota; Perkinsozoa; Perkinsida; Perkinsidae.
AUGACUAUCACUUGUCGUAUCCCCUUGGUUAUGCUCUUCAUCUCACCCGCACGUGGUGGCGCCAAUGAUCCAGUUGAUACUAGACCUUAUAGUCAUUUCACUGGUUCUGAUGAGCUAUUCAAUGGCGGUGACACGAGCCCGUAUGACUAUAUGGGAGGCUCCAAAGCUACUGCCAAAGUCAGUGCGGAGAGGAGAGGAGGAGGCAAAGUAUGCAAACUCGAAUGGGGAUACUCAGAGCCCUUGGAGCCAGCCGAAUCUGGAAUUGGAUACAAGCCGUCACAAAAUGCAAGACUAGAUCUGGAGGUUCGUUUGGACCCAGGUCAAGAGGCGUUCACAUACAUAAGCGCUAUUUCCAAGCAGAACUUUUACCGUCGUGACCUGAUCGUGGAGGAAAACGAUGCUGGCUUGAACGUGAAGGCUUUCGUAUACGGCAAGGGGGAGUCCGGUUGGGUAUACCCCGAGAUCUCAGCGGGCGCGGCCGGGACUGCGAAACGACAAGAUGCCGAAGAAGCGCUUUCGCAAGGUGGCCCGUACUCCCCUCUCGCUCAUUUGAAGGGAGAGAAAAUGGGUCCUCUGCUUCAAAAUGUUGGAUGGAUGGCAGAUUUCAAUGAUAUGGCGUGCAGGAUUAUAUACAAUUUCAUAGCCAAUAACGCGCCUGAUGGCUAUUCAAGCGGGAACUUCGACUGGUUGUAUGAAUUUGUGGAGAACAAUGCUGAAAGAAUCCAGAGAAACAUUGAGAAUUGGGAGGGUGUAUCUAAGGCGCUAAAGGAGCAACCAUUACUACGCCAUAAACCAACCUCGGGUGCAUCAAAAAAGGCGUCUGUGCGAGGUGCUGUCGGUAAAAUUGUCCGCAAAAUUUUUUUUCCCAAAAAGUGA